GCAGUGCUAGAAUUGUUCAGAGAGCAUUCAUGAGAAAUCGAUUACCAGAAGAAGUUAAAACGAAUAAACCAACAGUACACUUACAGGCAAAAGAUGCCAGUGAUCAAUAUUGAGGACCUAACAGAGAAGGACAAACUGAAGAUGGAAGUUGACCAGCUCAAGAAGGAAGUGACACUGGAAAGAAUGCUGGUUUCCAAAUGUUGUGAAGAAGUAAGGGAUUAUGUUGAAGAAAGAUCUGGGGAGGACCCACUAGUAAAGGGUAUCCCAGAGGACCAAAAUCCCUUUAAGGAGCUCAAAGGAGGCUGUGUGAUUUCAUAAGAAAAAAAAAAUUCAUGGAAUAUCUUGAGCUUUAAUGGCAAUAUCAAUUUUUGGUAAUAAUAUAUAAUAAUGCUAUCAAGCAUGUAUAUUAAUUUUUAAAUUUAUAAACUUUUAAUAAAAAUUGGGAUGUGAUAAUG
This is a messenger RNA of Manis javanica (Malayan pangolin), 455 nucleotides long. RefSeq names its product G protein subunit gamma transducin 1 (gene GNGT1). Gene Ontology annotation, biological process: G protein-coupled receptor signaling pathway. Gene Ontology annotation, molecular function: G-protein beta-subunit binding. The record is from RefSeq and is a predicted model, not a curated record. NCBI's taxonomy places the organism in Eukaryota, Metazoa, Chordata, Mammalia, Pholidota, Manidae. Gene Ontology annotation, cellular component: heterotrimeric G-protein complex.